This is a messenger RNA of Leptinotarsa decemlineata (Colorado potato beetle), 1888 nucleotides long. Its product is annotated as pre-mRNA-splicing factor Slu7-like. NCBI's taxonomy places the organism in Eukaryota, Metazoa, Arthropoda, Insecta, Coleoptera, Chrysomelidae. Gene Ontology annotation, molecular function: pre-mRNA 3'-splice site binding. Gene Ontology annotation, biological process: mRNA splicing, via spliceosome. The record is from RefSeq and is a predicted model, not a curated record. Gene Ontology annotation, cellular component: spliceosomal complex.
ACGCAUUAAUAAAAAUGUGUGACUUGGAAGAAGAAGGCACUGCUUCUUGCAAUAUUAAUGGAUGAAGAUGAUAAUAAUAGACAACGAAGGAAAAGGCGGAAUAUUUGGGUGCACGAAAUUAACAAAAAACGUAAAGAAGAAGGCGAAUUUCAUAUGUUAUACCCUGAACUCCGGAAAGAUGUAAAUCGAUUCUACACAUAUUUUAGAAUGGACUGUGAAAGUUUUGAUGAAAUAUUGAAUCUUAUCAGGAACGACAUUACAUUUAGAGAACCGAUUGGGGCAACAGAACGACUAGCAGUCACAUUGAGGGAAUGGCUUCCAACAAGAAAUCAAGAGAAGAAUGGAGGAAGGCCAAAGAGUUGGAAGAAGCUCGAAAGGCUGGAACAGCUCCAGCGGCCGUUGAUGAAGAAGGGAAGGACAUAAACCCCCACAUACCCCAUUAUAUAUCCACUGCACCUUGGUAUUAUGGGAAAACUGGACCCACUUUGAAACAUCAAAGGCCCCAAAAAGAGAAACAGAAAGAGUAUUCAGGAAUAGAUGAGUGGUAUACCAGAGGAGUUGACAGGUCCAAAGUUGUCAUUAAAUACCGAAAAGGAGCUUGUGAAAAUUGUGGAGCAUUAACACACAAGAAGAAAGAAUGUGUAGAGAGACCCAGAAAGGUUGUGGCAAAAUUCUCCGGAGCCAAUAUUGCUCCUGAUGAGUACAUCCAAAAAAAUUUCUCAUUGAGUUUCGAUGGAAAACGAGACAGAUGGAGUGGAUAUGAUCCAUCAGAGCAUAAAACUGUCAUUGAAGAAUUCCAGAAAGUUGAAGAGGCCAGGAGACAUUUGAAAGCUGAGAAACUGAAUGCUGAGGAAUCGGAAGAUGAAGAAAAGAACGAGGACAAAUAUGUAGAUGAGGUUGACAUGCCAGGAACAAAAGUGGAUAGCAAACAGCGGAUCACAGUAAGGAACCUGAGGAUAAGAGAAGAUACUGCAAAAUAUCUGAGGAAUUUGGACCUUGGCUCAGCGUAUUACGAUCCAAAGACCAGGUCUAUGAGGGAAAAUCCAAAUCCUAAUAAAGAUAAUACUUACCAUGGAGAGAAUUUCGUUCGAUUUUCUGGUGACAGUCAAAAUCAUGCCAAAGCCCAAUUGUUUGCUUGGGAAGCAUAUGAAAAAGGAGUCGACGUCCAUUUACUGGCUGAGCCGACGAAACUUGAGCUACUCAGAAAAGAGUAUGAGAAAAAAAAAGAACAAAUCAAGACCAAAAUUCAGAGCAAUGUUCUGGAACGAUAUGGAGGUGAGGAACACUUACAAGAACUUCCCAGGUGUCUGCUGCUCGCUCAAACCGAAUGUUAUAUUGAAUACUCAAGAUCAGGCAAAAUUAUCAAAGGGGCUGAGAAGGAGGUGAUCAAAUCCAAGUAUGAGGAGGACGUUUACAUAAAUAAUCAUACUUCAGUUUGGGGAUCGUAUUGGCAUGGAGGCCAGUGGGGCUAUAAGUGUUGUCAUUCAUUUAUAAAAAAUUCCUUCUGCCUUGGACAAGCCGUUAGAAAUUCGGAGAUUGUUAAGCCUCACGAGCUGCCAGAAAGUAAAGGUGAUGUGAGCGAAGAUAUACCUGAUGAUAAGAAAGGGAAUAGUGAUCGAGAUGAGAGCAGCUCCAGUUCAUCGGACGAAAAAUCUAAAAAGAAGGAACAGAAAAAAGAAAAGAAAAAACUCAAGAAAAUGAAGAAGAAACUGAGGCAAGAAAAAUACAUAACCAACAAAAUGGAAGAAACAGAAGAAAUCAUGGAUGAGAGAAAACGACCGUAUAACAGUAUGUAUGAGGUGAAAAAGCCCACGGAAGAGGAGAUGGAACAAUAUUUCAAGAAGCGAAAGAGGGAUGACGAUCCAAUGAAUCAGUUCUUGUAGAUAAA